Molecule: messenger RNA, 1987 nt
Organism: Amphiprion ocellaris (clown anemonefish)
Lineage: Eukaryota; Metazoa; Chordata; Actinopteri; Pomacentridae
Gene: slc25a40
Product: solute carrier family 25 member 40
Exons: 10
Coding region: 176-1234 (352 amino acids)
Biological process (GO): mitochondrial transmembrane transport
Source: RefSeq, a predicted model, not a curated record
AUGUUUGUUAUAUGUUAAUAGCUAACUGCUGACCCUGUCACACACACACUGACACACGUGCUUCAGCUGUCAGAGCUUUCAGGCUGGCAGCGACUGUUAAGAAACACAAAACCCUCAGAGUUAUGUGUGUUUUCAUGGAGGACUUCGUUGCUGCUGAGGCGCUUUAGCAGACAGUAUGAGUGGUCAGAGUGCGGCUCCUCCUGCCUUUAAUGGCAUCACUCCGGUUCAACAGAUGGUGGCGUCCUGCUCCGGAGCCAUCGUCACUUCUCUGUUCGUCACGCCUUUGGAUGUCGUGAAGAUCAGACUGCAAGCGCAGAAAAAUCCCUUCCCCAAAGGAAAAUGCUUCGUCUACUGCAAUGGACUCAUGGACCACAUAUGUGUGUGUGAAAACGGAAACUCCAAGGCCUGGUACAAAGCUCCGGGUCACUUCAGUGGCACACUGGAUGCCUUCGUGAAGAUCAUCCGGCAUGAGGGCAUGGCAGCGUUAUGGAGCGGUCUGCCUCCAACGCUUGUGAUGGCGGUGCCGGCUACCGUGAUCUACUUCACGUGUUACGAUCAGCUGUGUGCAGCUCUGAGGGUCCGGAUGGGAGAUCGAGCUCAGGAGGCUCCUCUGCUGGCAGGAGCCAUCGCCAGAGUGGGUUCGGCGACCGUGAUCAGCCCUCUGGAGCUGAUCCGGACAAAGCUCCAGUCCCAGAAACAGUCGUACGGGGAGCUGACUCAGCUGAUCCGCUCGGCGGUGGAGGCCGAAGGCUGGCGGUCCCUGUGGAGGGGUCUCGGCCCGACGCUGCUCCGAGACGUCCCCUUCUCGGCCAUGUACUGGUACAACUACGAGAGAACCAAGAGCUUUCUGUGUGAGCGGUACGACAGCAGAGAACCCACAUUCACCAUCACCUUCAUAUCCGGAGCCGUGUCUGGAUCCAUUGCGUCCAUCGUAACUUUACCUUUUGAUGUCGUCAAGACGAGGAGACAGGUGGAGCUUGGAGAGCUGCAAGCAAAGAACUUGUCAGGUCAAGCGUCCUCCUCCACCUUCAGUGUGAUGAGAAGGAUCGUGGCACAAGACGGCUUUCCGGGACUCUUUGCAGGUAUCUUCCCCAGGCUGAUCAAAGUGGCUCCGGCCUGCGCCAUCAUGAUCAGCUCGUACGAGUUUGGAAAGGCCUUUUUCCGCAAACACAACCAGGAGAAGAUACUGGGGCAGCCGCAGACCAGUAACACCAGACAGACUGAACAACACUAAAGUAAACAGGCUAAUAUUGCCAAAUUAAAAACUUAGGCAGAAAUGGGAAACAAAGCAAACAAAAAUCACUCACUUGACCAUUUUCUGCACUGCAAGAUAUUAAAGAUUAAAGAGCACCAUUUAUAUGAAAUGCUUUUUUAUUAUAGUAUUUAUAAUUAAAUUUUCCUCAUGUUAUGUUCAUGACUGUAGAUUCUAUGUGCACACCUCAGAAGAAAUAUUUUUUAAUCGAAAUAAUGUCCAGAUCCAGUCAUAGUACAUGUAUUUAACAGCCAGCAGAUGGCAGCCACAGUGUUGUUAUUAACAAUAAUGUCAUUAUCCAGGUGUUAAAUGUGGCUGUUCCUCUGAGAUACUGUGCCUGAAGUCUUUAUUUUAGAGUCUAUUUUAUUCCUGAGUCAGUUUUUUGUCCCAAAAUAAGAGAACCUCUAUGUUUUUGCACUUGUUCUCCAACAUUGUGUUAAUGUUGUGUAAGAAAAGAGACGCACAAAAGCUUGCAUGGUGCCAGCACAGCAUUGAACAAGGGUGGAGCAAUGACAGUUGUUUUUUUUUUUUUUUUUUGGUCUGACACAUGUAAACUUUAUGAAACUGACUUCUCAAAUGUUCUGUAUUCACACCAGAUUUUCAUGCCGUUGAUUGUACAAGCUUUUAUCACCAGUUUCAAGAAUCUCACGCCAUCGUAUCAAAUUUUCAGUUUCAGCAAGUGGAGUUUAUUCAGAAUGAAAGAUUAAAAGGCAAAUAAAUUAACAAUAAAAUGUC